CUGAAAUUGUAUGCAAUAAAAUUGUUGACAAUGAUAUGAUAUCUACCAAACGACGAGACAGAGUCUUAUUCAAUGGCGUACUGAUCUGGUUCCUUACCACAAUUUCCAAAAGACCGUGUACCACGUGCAGUUCAUGCACCCGAAAAUUAAGAACUCAUUUAUAACAUUUAUAAAUUCAGUUUCAUAUCAUCACGACUUUAUAAAUUCGCCCCUUCCAAAACCCCUCUGUUGGUAAAUCCCGAUUAGAACUCUCAGAAAUGAUGGCCAGAGCUCUUUCCUCCUCCAUCAAUGGAGUUUCAGAUCUUUUCGGCUUAUCUCGAGCAAAUCAUCUUAGCCCUUCUUCAUCCUCCUCUCUGCGUUACCGCCCCCCAUCCGCCAUUAAAAUGGUUCAAACCCAACAAACUUACUGGGCUACCAUCGAGUCGGACAUCGAAACCCAUUUGAAGAAAUCCAUUCCGAUCAGACAUCCAGUCUCGGUAUUCGAUCCCAUGCAUUACUUGACCUUCGCCGCCCCUAGAACCACCGCGCCGGCGCUAUGCAUUGCGGCUUGUGAAGUCGUUGGCGGCGAUCGGGCCCAAGCUAUGGCGGCUGCGGCGGCUAUACACCUCGUCCACGCCGCCGCUUUUACACACAAGAAUAUCCCGUUGACCGACAGGCCCAGGCCCGAGCCCAUUGAGCACAAGUUCAAUCCAAAUAUUGAGCUCUUAACGGGAGACGGGAUUAUGCCAUUUGGGCUUGAGUUGGUUGCCGAGUCCAUGAGCUUGGGCCUAAACAAUCCGGACCGGGUAUUGAGGGUUAUCACUGAAAUCUCACAGGCCGCUGGAUCCCGAGGCGUGGUAGAAGGCCAGUUCAAGGAAAUGGAUAUUUCUCUAUCAGAAAUUGAUGUUGGGCUGAUUGAGUAUGUGUGUAAGAAGAAAGAAGGUGAAUUGCAUUCUUGUGCUGCCGCAUGUGGAGCUAUCUUAGGAGGUGGAAAUGAGGAAGAAAUUGAGAACUUGAGAAGAUAUGGGCUUUAUGCAGGAAUGGUUCAAGGGAUUCUGAAUGGUGUUGGAAGCAAAAAUCGAAAAGGGUUGCAAGAAAUGGUGGAAAAACUGAAGGUAUUAGCGCUGAAAGAAGUGGAAUGUUUCAAGGGCAAUGGUAAAUUUGAUGGCAUUCUAGCUUGGUUUGAGUCUGAGCUUUGCAAUGUUUAGUGCCUAGUUGUGGUUUUGUACUACUUUGUUGUACCGUGGAAAUUGUUACACAUACCAUUGUAUUGAUUAAUGUUCACUGGUGUCACUGAAGAAAUAUGUCAUUGAUUUGUAUCCAAAUUGGUCUGUAACUAUAGCUAUGAUUCAUUCAACUGAAUUUAUCACAAUGGUUUAUGUUCUGUUGCUGAUAGGCAAUAUAACUAGUCAUAUUUGGGUAUGUGAAAAGAAAUCAUCGCGUACUGUAUGUACAUCGUAAAAUUUUGAGGUGAAUUCCUGUAUGUUUUGGAUUUAUACAGGAUCCGAAUCAAUUAAAGUCCUUAAUGACGAUGCUUGUCUGUUAUUCUA
Oldenlandia corymbosa var. corymbosa is the source of this 1529-nucleotide messenger RNA. Lineage: Eukaryota; Viridiplantae; Streptophyta; Magnoliopsida; Gentianales; Rubiaceae. The record is from the annotation of a GenBank genome assembly.